Molecule: messenger RNA, 1275 nt
Organism: Sinocyclocheilus anshuiensis
Lineage: Eukaryota; Metazoa; Chordata; Actinopteri; Cypriniformes; Cyprinidae
Product: serine/threonine-protein kinase Nek2-like
Exons: 7
Coding region: 1-1104 (367 amino acids)
Biological process (GO): protein phosphorylation
Molecular function (GO): ATP binding; protein kinase activity
Source: RefSeq, a predicted model, not a curated record
AUGCAGAAACCCUGCUACUGUUAUUUUGUUGUUCAAGCUGUUUUCCUGCAUUACUGCAAUGUUGGUUUGUUACACUUUCUUUCCAGACGGUACCUAGAAGAAGAAUUCAUCCUACGUGUGAUGGCACAGUUGUCCCUGGCUUUAAAAGAGUGCCAUGGUAGAAGUAACGGCAGCAGUACAGUUCUGCACCGUGACCUGAAACCCGCAAACAUCUUUUUGGACGUCAAACAGAAUGUAAAGCUUGGAGAUUUUGGUUUAGCUCGGAUACUGAACCAUGAUACAAGCUUUGCUAAAACAUUUGUUGGAACUCCAUAUUACAUGUCGCCGGAACAAAUUAAUCGCAUGUCCUACAAUGAAAAAUCAGAUAUAUGGUCUUUGGGAUGUUUACUCUAUGAACUAUGUGCUUUAUCUCCCCCAUUUACAGCAUACAACCAAACAGAGCUGGCCGGUAAAAUCAGAGAAGGAAAGUUUAGAAGAAUCCCAUACCGAUUCUCUGAUGACCUGAACACACUUCUUUCAAAAAUGCUCAACUUAAAGGACUAUCUGAGGCCCUCAGUGGAGUCCAUUCUGCAGAACAGCUUGAUCUCGGGCUAUGUAGCCCAGGAGCAGAAGAGGCUUCAGGAGAAGCAGCGGCGCAGAUCAGUGGACGUAGAGCAGCCCAAACAUCCAGAUCCGUCGCUUCUAGCAGAGCUGCGGCUUAAGGAGCAGAUUCUACGUGAGCGUGAGCAGGCCCUCAAAGAGCGAGAGCAGAGACUAGAGCAAAGGGAACAGGAGCUGUGUGUCCGAGAACAGCAAUCAAAUGAAAAGCUGGCCAGAGCUGAGAGCUUGUUGAAGGCGUAUAAUUUGAUCCGGCAGCAGAGGGCGCUCUCUCUACUCAGUGCCAGUGACACAGAGAAUGAAGAGAACAUCUCCCCAGGAAAGAAGAGGGUUCACUUUGCAGGAGACGGCAAGGAAAAUGGCAGACCUGAGAGCAGACUGAUCGCUAAACCUCAAGAACAUUGUCUUGUAAAGAGGCACCAAUGGGCUAACAUGCGUAUCCAAACUCUUGGUGAAGAGGAAAAGAUGUAUUCAUCAAAGCCCAGAGAGAUGCAGGGCAUCCGCUAACCAUGAACCACAAUUUACUACUGAAAGUGGAGCAUUAGUGGGAUCAAGAGUUUUAUUUACAGUUGUUUUCAUUAGGAAAUAAGAUUUGUGCUUUUAUUUAUUUGCUGCAGCAUUUGUACAGUACAGUGGAACAACACAUUUGUGGGCAUUACACUGGGUUAUUUUAUCAAA